Molecule: messenger RNA, 2178 nt
Organism: Paramecium sonneborni
Lineage: Eukaryota; Ciliophora; Oligohymenophorea; Peniculida; Parameciidae
Source: the annotation of a GenBank genome assembly
AUGAUACAAAUAUUAUUAACAUAUACUUUGCAUGUAGAAAUUUAAUUUCCUUAAUUUUGCUUUGCACACUCUUUAUUUUAUGCUUACUUAAUGUUUAAGAACUAAGUGAAAUUUUGGAUCUUAUUUGUAAAUUUAAUAUACAUUGAAUUUUAUUGUAUAGUUAGACUAUUUGAACAUUUCGAUAAAUAAAUAAUCUGGCCAGCAAUUCAUUAUGGCACUGUCUAUUUUAUAUUUACCUUAAUGAAUUAUGAAAACUUUUAAUAAUAAAAUUUAUAGUCAUCUCCAAAAUUAAUAGAGCUAUUUUAGAAUUCAGAAAGAUAUAAGUGGAAAGAAAUGAGUUAAUAAGAACUAUUUUAAGAUAAUUUUACAAGAAAUUCAUGUUUCAAUUAAAUUAGAGAAGGAGUAAUACUUUAUGAAUAAGGAUAUGAAAAGUAGCCAACUUUUAUUAAUAGUUCUGCUAAACAAAUGUUUUAAAUUUCAGAUGAGAAUUAGAUUUAAACAGCUUAUUAAAAUUAUUAUAAGAUUGAAAAAUUAGAUGCAAAGAAAUCUAUGCAAUCUGUUAAAAGUAUAGGAAUUGAAAUAUAAAAUUCUAUAAAGUAAUAUAGUGGAUCCAUAUCAUUUAAUUCAAAAUAGCCAAGCUAACAUAUUCCUUAGCAAGGAUCAAAGGAAGUAAAUUUGUUAUAAAUGCUUGAUAAAAUUUGGUAUAAAUAAAAUAAAGAGAGUUAUUUAUUUUAUGUUUAAUAAUCAAAACUUCUUAAUUAAGUAAUGUAUUGCAUAUUAAUAGUCUAAAUCAUCUCCUAUUCUAGAAGUGAAUGUUUAUGUAAAUUCUUAAGUAAAGAAAGUUAUGACUUUAAUUUGUAGAGAUUUGAGUUACAAGAAAUAUAUAAAGUAACUUUAAACACAUUAUAAUUAUAAAUCUAAAAUGAUUAGUUUUGUAUCUCAUGAAUUCCGAGCUCCUUUGGGUUGUAUGAUAACAAUGUUAGAACAUGUUGCUAAAGAAUAAAAUAAUUUAUAUAUAUAGAAUUCAAUUGAUAAUUCAAGAUACUUAUUGAAUUUAUGUAAUGACUUAUUGGAUUUGGCACAGAUUUAAGCGAACAGGUUUUAAUUAAAAAUGGAAAGGUUUAACUUAAAGUUAUUGUGUUAAGAAUGUUUAUAGAUGUUUAAUCUUCAAGCUGAGAAAAAACAAUUAAAAUUAACAUUAUAAUAUUAAUCUGGUUGUCCAGACAUAAUUGAAUAAGAUUAAAAUAGAAUAAAAUAAAUAAUGAUUAAUUUAAUAGGGAAUGCAUUUAAAUUUACUUAAGAAGGAUAUAUAUUAUUGAGAGUAGAAUUAGUGGAAGAUUUAGUAAUAGAAAUAAGUAUAUCUGAUUCUGGAAUAGGAGUACAAGAGUAAGAUAAAGAAAUGUUAAUGAAGGCUUUUGGAAAGAUUAAUUCUGAAGAGAGUAAGAAAUUAAAUGCAUAAGGAGUAGGUUUAGGAUUAGUAAUUAGUAAUAAAAUUGCUUAAUAAUUGGGUUAAGGUUUAAAAUUUGAAUCUAUUUAUCAUAAAGGUUCAAGUUUUUCAUUUACGAUACAUUUAUAAGAUCUUUAGAUUUAUGAAUAAGAAAUUGCAAAAUCAACUAGUAAUAAAUUAUCAGUUUUAAGAGGGGAAUGUGAAGUUAUUGAAAAUUUAAAUGAAGAUGAAGAAAGUUUGAAAGAAAUUUAAAUUAUAGUUACGUAACCAAAAAAAUAGAUGAGUUCUAUUGUUGAUUGUUGCACUAAAAUAUUAAUUGUUGAUGAUACUUAAUUCAAUAUAGAUACAUUAUAAAUGCUAUUAAUUAGAAUGUAUACUUUAAUAUUUUAUCUAGAGGAAUUCAUUAAAUUGAUUAUUCAAUUAAUGGAUACAAAGCAAUUGAAAAAGUUAAAAUAAGAGAAAAAUGCAACUUUUGUAAUUCCAAUAUGUACGGUUUAAUAUUUAUGGAUUUAGAAAUGUUAGGAAUUAAUGGAAUAAAUGCAUCUAAACAUAUAUUUUCAUAUUGUGAAGAAAAUGACUUAAGAUCUCCAAUAAUAGUAGCUUGCUCAGCUCAUUAAAAGGAAAUUGAAUUUCCAAAAUGUUAAUAAGUUGGUAUGAAAUUUUAUUUAGAAAAACCUGUUUAAAUAAGGUAACUCUAAACUAUUGUUGAAUAUUACAGAAGUACAAUUUGA